AUGGGAAGGAAAAAAAUUAGCAUUACUAGAAUUGGUGACGAACGUAAUCGUCAGGUCACCUUUACGAAACGGAAAUUUGGUCUUAUGAAAAAAGCUUAUGAACUUAGCGUUUUAUGCGACUGUCAAAUAGCUUUAAUAAUUUUUAACUCCAAUAAUAAGUUAUUUCAAUACGCAAGUAGCGAUAUGGAUUCCAUUCUACUGCGAUAUACACAAUUUAAUGACCCACAUGAAAGUCGUACAAAUGAUGACAUAAUAGAGAAAGACAGUAAAGGAUUGGAUUCUGGAGAUGACGAGCCCGACGUAAGUGUGAUAUAUUACACGCUUACUCCUAACACCGAAGCCAAAUAUAAUAAAAUUGAUCAAGAGUUUGAACGCGUUAUUCGUAAUCCUUUACAAGGACCGGUAUUGAACGAUAAAUAG
Molecule: messenger RNA, 420 nt
Organism: Trichoplax adhaerens
Lineage: Eukaryota; Metazoa; Placozoa; Uniplacotomia; Trichoplacea; Trichoplacidae
Exons: 4
Coding region: 1-420 (139 amino acids)
Biological process (GO): positive regulation of transcription by RNA polymerase II; cell differentiation
Molecular function (GO): RNA polymerase II cis-regulatory region sequence-specific DNA binding; protein dimerization activity; DNA-binding transcription factor activity, RNA polymerase II-specific
Source: RefSeq, a predicted model, not a curated record